Messenger RNA from Perca fluviatilis (European perch), 1280 nucleotides. It is a transcript of the gene tm4sf5, whose product is annotated as transmembrane 4 L six family member 5. The transcript is spliced from 5 exons. The record is from RefSeq and is a predicted model, not a curated record. Lineage: Eukaryota; Metazoa; Chordata; Actinopteri; Perciformes; Percidae. Gene Ontology annotation, cellular component: membrane. Bases 292 to 900 code for a protein of 202 amino acids.
UUUCACUUUGACAUUGACUCAUUUGACUCAAGAUAUUCUUGUUUAUCUGAGACUCAUGAGAAGAUACACAGGUCCGAAUUCAGAUUGGAGGCAGCUACACCGAUACUUGGCCUUUGUUCCCUCCUUGCUUCCUGCUCUAACUGUCACUGGCUGUGUUUGACUUUCGCAGUGUGAGUGGUGAGCUUCUCAUUCGCCUCCUCUUUUGACUUCUCUUCCUUUGAGAGGGAAAGAUACUCAAAGUGAGAGCAGAGAAAGAGAGGGAGCAAAGAAUAGGACAAAAAAGGUAAAAACAUGUGUUGUACGGGGAAGUGUGCCCGCCUGGUGGGCCUGAUUCUGCUGCCUUCCGCGUUCAUCUGCAUGAUCUCCAACCUGCUGCUGUUCUUCCCCGACGGGAAGAAACUGGAAAAUGAUCAGAUCUCCCUCCAGGUCUGGCUCAUGGGGGGGCUCAUCGGAGGAGGCCUCUUUAUGCUGUGUCCGAGCUGCUCAGCUAUCAGGGCUGGGGGCAAGGGUUGCUGUGGAACAGGUUGCUGUGGCAACCGUUGCCGAAUGCUGAACUCUGUAUUCUCCUCUGCUUUCGGCCUGGUUGGAGCAAUCUACUGCACCAGUGUGGCCUCUGCAGGUCUGGCUAUUGGACCCAAGUGUCAGGUGGCCAACGGCAAUUGGGAAUACCCCUUUGAAGACCUUGGCACUGGUAAUGGCAGCUACCUUGUGAACCAGACUCUGUGGACAAUCUGUAUUUACCCUGCCAAUGCAGUGAUGUGGCACGUCGUUCUGUUCUCCAUACUGCUGGCCAUGGGAGUGGUGCAGCUGGCACUCUGCGGCAUCCAGGUGGUCAACGGCUGCUUGGGAUGCAUCUGUGGGGACUGCCGCGACAGCAAAGAUGAUGAUGGUGGAUUGUGAAAGUGAAGAAGAUCGCCCGGUUGUAACACACUUUCACAAGGGCCAGGAGGCAUCUUUAGGGAUACCUCUCUAUGAAACAUCUAGGGGUUUUCUUUUGAGUCUGUAUAUUAGAUGGCUUUUUCAAAUCUAUCAAAGCCUUACUCCAUUAUUGUAUGAAUGUUUUUCUAGCUGAUUGUGUGUGUUGCUGGAUUUAUUUUAGGUUGAAAUCUACAUUUAAAUAAUCCCUGAAUUAAUAAAUAAUUUCCAUACUGAAGACACCACACAUAUAUGAAUCAAUGUGUUAUUGUAAAUAAUGAUUUGUGUUUGUUUAAUGUGCCUCUAUGUGGGUAUACUGUAUAUCAGGUAAGUUUGACAAGACAGCUGAUGAAUUAAAGUAUAUA